AUGCUUUGGAAUUGAAUUUUGGGCUGCGAGUUACUUUGCCAUUUGCGAUCGUAUCAGUGACUCUGAUUGUCUUCUCUAUCUACGCCUAGCAAGCUCAAAGUCUCUUCAUCGCACCUUAUAGCUCUCGUCAGACCUAUCCUAAAUCUACUUUGCACUUGGGAAACUCGUCCCUUGUGAUAUGACCGCAGCGUUGCCUCCACUUCGUCAAAUUCCCAUCUCAGAAGCAGCUCGACUGACGCCACCAAAACUCAGGAUUAAGACCGACGACGAUGUUGCAUGUUGGCGGGAUACUCGAGGCUAUCACGAUUAUGGUCUCUUCCUUCGGCGGUUGAACGAAUCAGUCGUCGGGUAUUUCCUGCCUUACUCAAGUCCUUCUAUGACUCAAGCUACCACAUCGAUCCUCUCAAUGCUCGAUAAGCUCGACUCUUGGAUCAACGAAAUCCCGCCGUUACCCACGCCUCAGCGAUUCGGGAACCUCGCAUUCCGUACGUGGGGAAAGAAACUAGAAGAUAAUGUCGACUCGCUUCUAACCUCUCUUCUCCCGUCUGAGUUUGCUGCGUCUAUCCCUCUCAUAUCACCAUACCUGGUGACCUCCUUUGGCUCAUUCACUCGGAUGGACUACGGAACUGGACACGAAACUUCGUUUGCCUUGUUUCUUCUCUGCCUCACACUGAUCCGAUUUUUUGAGCCGCUGCCCGAGCAAGAACGCGAUCUGGUUCUUGUUGUGUUCUUACGGUAUCUCCGACUAUGCUGGCGAUUGCAAGAUGUUUAUCGUUUAGAGCCAGCGGGAAGCCAUGGCGUGUGGGGACUAGACGAUUAUAGCUUUUUGAGCUAUAUAUUUGGAAGUGCUCAGCUGAGAGAGUCUGAUAUAUCUGUCACCACGAUUCUUCGACGUCCUCUUCCGCCGACUAAUCUUUACUUCCUAUCGAUAUCUCGUAUUCAUGAGGUCAAGACCGGACCUUUCCAUGAACAUUCAUCCCAACUGUAUAACAUCGCUACCGGCGUACCCCGCUGGGCAAAGGUAAACUCGGGACUUUUCAAGAUGUACGAGGCCGGAACUUUAGGCAGAAGUCCUGGGCAAACGAGUCGUAGUCCAACAUAUUCCUUUGGGCGGCCUUAUGGAAUGGGACAUUACUUCUUCAGAUCCGAUGAAACCUGACCGGCGUACUCACGCGCUAGCCGAAGCCGUCCAAGCCCCAUGGGCGACUCCAGCUGCUGUUCAAUCGUCUUUUCCGAGUUCUUUGGUCUCAUCUUCAUCGGCGUCAGGAAGUACUCGAUUUCCGUCGUCGAGCAUGCCGGCUAUGGCACCAACAGCCGCUCCAUGGGUUACCACGAGCCCUAGCCCAAGCCAUGAAUCUUCUCUUGUAGAAAGAAGGGUUCCCGGCCCCAUUGUCCCUGCUUCCAUGCCUCUUGGUCCGGCAGCAAAUACCACUCUUCGACCAAUGGCAAUUCCUCGUACUGACUCGAAGAACCAAGUGAGGUCGACUAUGAACUCAUCGCCUCCGAGCUCUGACUCAACCACUCCAAGCCGAUGAACGCGGUACUUUGGCUGCGCGGACAUUAGAGUUCUGUAUGAGGAUCGUCGGAGCAUCCGAGAUCCAUGAUUGGAUGGUGUGGAGGUGGAAAGCGUUAGAUUCUUGUACAUUUCUUUUCGUUCUUAUCACAAUAUUCUCUUUCCAGUCUAUAUUUCCUUUCUACACAAAUACCAUCGUUAGUGUAGCUCUAGUAGUCUGUCUUCAGUGUAUCUUAACGAUUUUCUAUACCAUUCUAUGGAUGUC
This is a messenger RNA of Somion occarium, 1778 nucleotides long. Lineage: Eukaryota; Fungi; Basidiomycota; Agaricomycetes; Polyporales; Cerrenaceae. The record is from the annotation of a GenBank genome assembly.